Knipowitschia caucasica is the source of this 4047-nucleotide messenger RNA. The record is from the annotation of a GenBank genome assembly. NCBI's taxonomy places the organism in Eukaryota, Metazoa, Chordata, Actinopteri, Gobiiformes, Gobiidae.
AUGUUCCUGGUUCCAUCAGCCCUUCACCAGAGCAUUAUUCAAACUCAUGAAUAUUCAGUUUGUGCAGAAGACAAAGAAACAUAUCUGUGCAUCAGAGACGGAGAGGUGUCCCCCAUCCUCCCCCAUCCUCCUCCCCCAUCCUCCCCCCAUCAUCCUCCCCCUUCAUCCUCCCCCUUCAUCCUCCCCCAUCCUCCCCCUUCAUCCUCCCCCAUCCUCCCCCUUCAUCCUCCCCCAUCCUCCCCCUUCAUCCUCCCCCAUCAUCCCCCUUCAUCCUCCCCCAUCCUCCCCCUUCAUCCUCCCCCUUCAUCCUCCCCCAUAAUCCUCCCACAUAAUCCCCCUUCAUCCUCCCCCAUAAUCCUCCCCCUUCAUCCUCCCUUCGUCCUCCCCAUCUUCCCCUUCAUCCCCCUCCAUCCCCCCCUCCAUCCCCCCCUCCAUCCCCCCCUCCAUCCUCCCCUCUUCAUCCUCCCCCUCCAUCCUCCCCCUCAUUCCUCCCCCUCCAUCCUCCCCCUCAUUCCUCCCCCUCCAUCCUCCCCUCCUCCCCCUCUCUCCUUUCUUCUCUCUCUCAUCCUUCCAUCAGAGAUGGAGAGGCAACCCUCUAUCCUCCUUCCCAGCGUCUCUGAACCCGCGGAGACUGAGGAGCGGGUCCUUCAAUCCCCCCGUCUCCCACCGUCUCCCUCGUCUCCCACCGUCUCCCACCGUCUCCCCCCGUCUCCCCCCGUCUCCCCCGUCUCCCUCGUCUCCCCCCGUCUCCCUCGUCUCCCUCGUCUCCCCCGUCUCCCCCCGUCUCCCCCCGUCUCCCCCCGUCUCCCCCCGUCUCCCUCGUCUCCCCCCGUCUCCCUCGUCUCCCUCGUCUCCCUCGUCUCCCCCCGUCUCCCCCCGUCUCCCUCGUCUCCCCGCGUCUCCCCCCGUCUCCCUCGUCUCCCUCGUCUCCCUCGUCUCCCUCGUCUCCCUCGUCUCCCUCGUCUCCCCCCGUCUCCCUCGUCUCCCUCGUCUCCCUCGUCUCCCCCCGUCUCCCUCGUCUCCCCCCGUCUCCCCCCGAGCAGAGUGCACCGUGUCAGCGCCACCAACGCCACCAACGCCACCACCGCCACCAACGCCUCCAACACCACCAACGCCUCCAACGCCACCAACGCCACCAACGCCUCCAACGCCUCCAACGCCUCCAACGCCACCAACGCCUCCAACGCCACCAACGCCACCAACGCCACCAACGCCACCAACGCCACCAACGCCACCAACGCCUCCAACGCCACCAACGCCUCCAACGCCUCCAACGCCUCCAACGCCACCAACGCCUCCAACGCCACCAACGCCACCAACGCCACCAACGCCUCCAACGCCACCAACGCCACCAACGCCACCAACGCCAUCAACGCCACCAACGCCUCCAACGCCUCCAACGCCUCCAACGCCACCAACGCCACCAACGCCACCAACGCCACCAACGCCACCAACGCCUCCAACGCCACCAACGCCACCAACGCCACCAACGCCACCAACGCCUCCACCGCCACCAACGCCUCCAACGUCUCCAACGCCACCAACACCACCAACGCCUCCAACGCCACCAACGCCUCCAACGCCUCCAACGCCUCCAACGCCACCAACGCCACCAACGCCACCAACGCCUCCAACGCCUCCAACGCCACCAACGCCACCAACGCCACCAACGCCACCAACGCCUCCACCGCCACCAACGCCUCCAACGUCUCCAACGCCUCCACCGCCUCCAAGGCCACCACCGCCACCACCGCCACCACCGCCACCACCGCCACCAACGCCACCAACGCCACCAACGCCUCCACCGCCACCAACGCCUCCAACGUCUCCAACGCCACCAACACCACCAACGCCUCCAACGCCACCAACGCCUCCAACGCCUCCAACGCCUCCAACGCCACCAACGCCACCAACGCCACCAACGCCUCCAACGCCUCCAACGCCACCAACGCCACCAACGCCACCAACGCCACCAACGCCUCCACCGCCACCAACGCCUCCAACGCCACCACCGCCACCACCGCCACCACCGCCACCAACGCCACCACCGCCACCACCGCCACCACCGCCACCACCGCCACCAACGCCACCAACGCCACCACCGCCACCACCGCCACCAACGCCUCCAACGCCACCAACGCCACCAACGCCUCCAACGCCACCAACGCCUCCAACGCCACCAACGCCACCAACGCCUCCAACGCCUCCAACGCCUCCAACGCCACCAACGCCACCAACGCCACCAACGCCACCAACGCCACCAACGCCACCAACGCCUCCACCGCCACCAACGCCUCCAACGUCUCCAACGCCUCCACCGCCUACAAGGCCACCACCGCCACCACCGCCACCAACGCCACCACCGCCACCACCGCCACCACCGCCACCAACGCCACCAACGCCACCACCGCCACCACCGCCACCAACGCCACCAACUCCACCACCGCCACCACCGCCACCACCGCCACCAACGCCACCACCGCCACCAACGCCUCCAACGCCACCAACGCCACCACCGCCACCACCGCCACCACCGCCACCAACGCCACCAACGCCACCAACGCCACCACCGCCACCACCGCCACCAACGCCACCACCGCCACCAACGCCACCACCGCCACCAACGCCACCACCGCCACCAACGCCACCAACGCCACCAACGCCACCAACGCCACCAACGCCACCACCGCCACCACCGCCACCACCGCCACCAACGCCACCACCGCCACCAACGCCACCAACGCCUCCAACGCCACCAACGCCUCCAACGCCACCAACGCCUCCAACGCCACCAACGCCUCCAACGCCACCAACGCCACCAACGCCUCCAACGCCACCAACGCCACCAACGCCACCAACGCCACCAACGCCAUCAACGCCACCAACGCCUCCAACGCCUCCAACGCCACCAACGCCACCAACGCCACCAACGCCACCAACGCCACCAACGCCUCCAACGCCACCAACGCCACCAACGCCACCAACGCCACCAACGCCUCCACCGCCACCAACGCCUCCAACGCCUCCAACGUCUCCAACGCCACCAACGCCACCAACGCCUCCAACGCCACCAACGCCUCCAACGCCUCCAACGCCACCAACGCCACCAACGCCACCAACGCCUCCAACGCCUCCAACGCCACCAACGCCACCAACGCCACCAACGCCUCCACCGCCACCAACGCCUCCAACGUCUCCAACGCCUCCAACGCCUCCACCGCCUCCAAGGCCACCACCGCCACCACCGCCACCACCGCCACCACCGCCACCAACGCCACCAACGCCACCACCGCCACCACCGCCACCACCGCCACCACCGCCACCAACGCCUCCAACGCCACCAACGCCACCAACGCCUCCAACGCCACCAACGCCUCCAACGCCACCAACGCCACCAACGCCUCCAACGCCUCCAACGCCACCAACGCCACCAACGCCACCAACGCCUCCAACGCCACCAACGCCACCAACGCCACCAACGCCACCAACGCCACCAACGCCACCAACGCCUCCACCGCCACCAACGCCUCCAACGUCUCCAACGCCUCCAACGCCUCCACCGCCUCCAAGGCCACCACCGCCACCACCGCCACCACCGCCACCAACGCCACCACCGCCACCACCGCCACCACCGCCACCACCGCCACCAACGCCACCAACGCCACCACCGCCACCACCGCCACCAACGCCUCCAACGCCACCAACGCCACCAACGCCUCCAACGCCACCAACGCCUCCAACGCCACCAACGCCACCAACGCCUCCAACGCCUCCAACGCCUCCAACGCCACCAACGCCACCAACGCCACCAACGCCACCAACGCCACCAACGCCACCAACGCCACCAACGCCUCCACCGCCACCAACGCCUCCAACUUGUGGAUGGAUCUUCGUCUCGCGGCCCCUCGACGGCUGAUUUAUUGCGGCUCCUUUCCGUGCAGGCAGGAGCAGGCCUCUCUGGGGGUCUCUCUGGGGGCCCUGCCUGCAGAGCUCAGGGGGAAGGCUCUCGUCUCCCCCGUCUCACCCCUGGGCUCCGGUCCGCGCUGA